Musca domestica (house fly) is the source of this 7127-nucleotide messenger RNA. RefSeq names its product ATP-binding cassette sub-family A member 13-like. The record is from RefSeq and is a predicted model, not a curated record. NCBI's taxonomy places the organism in Eukaryota, Metazoa, Arthropoda, Insecta, Diptera, Muscidae. Bases 68 to 6064 code for a protein of 1998 amino acids. Gene Ontology annotation, biological process: lipid transport; transmembrane transport. The transcript has 22 exons. Gene Ontology annotation, molecular function: ATP hydrolysis activity; ATP binding; ABC-type transporter activity. Gene Ontology annotation, cellular component: intracellular membrane-bounded organelle; membrane.
UUUAAAGAGCCGCUACCAAAAUUUGGUUAGAACUGGUUGAUAAGAGACAAUACGCAACAGUCUAACCAUGAAAUUCCUUAAGGCCACCAUCAGUUUAAGUCAAAUUCAGGCCAUUCUUCGCAAGGAUUUUCUUGUGAGAUGGCGUUUAAAGUGGCUAAUAUGUUUACAAGUAAUAUGGCCCAUGAUCAUAUUCUUGUUGCCCUAUUUGAUCCGUCUGAAAUUUACCCCCGUCCACAAUGAUGCCUGCCAAUUUCCGACACGACAAUUGCCCACAGCUCGCAACACACUGCCAGGUAUGCUGUCGUACAUUUGUACGAUUGAGAACAAUUGCAAAAGUACGGAUGUCUAUGACGAAUAUGAAUAUUUGGAUAAAGCACCUUUAAAGCCUAUCAUUGAUGUAGUCCAAAUUGUUAUCAACGAUGACGGAAUGUUCAAUGCAUUGAUCGAGUUACCGGAUAAGGCGAAUUUUAUCAAUGCUGUUACAGCGAUUGUCACAAAUGCGCAUUUUAGUGAGAUACGAACAAACAUUGAGAAAGUCAUUAGCAUGGUUCCAGAUGUGGAGAAAGCACUCAAUGGCAGUUUUGAUAUAAAAAAAUUAUUUUCAAGUCGUGAAACAUUUGUCAAGGCUGGCAAUUUACUUUGCGGUCACCCGUUCCCCAGUAUUGAUACAAUACCAUUGGUUUCGGAUAUCUUAGAAUCGGAAGAUUUCAGCAAAUCCAAUGAUGAUGAAUUGAAUGCAAUGCCAACACCUUAUUGUAAAAAACUCUAUUUGGAUGUGACCAGCUCAAAUUACGGCAAAAUUACCUGGGAUGUGGUAAAGCCAAUUAUUCAGGGCAAAAUUCUCUUUGCCCCAAAUACUGAGGAUACCAAUUCAAUUAUGGCCAUGUCCAAUUCCACAUUUGAAGAAUUCAAUCGUUUGAAAAUGUUGUCCGUCUCCUUUCAACAAAUACUCACGAAACUGAAACAGCCGGGUAGCUUUCAAGAAGCCUUUGAUUCCCUUUUGGCCUUGGCCAAAUCUCCCUUCGUUCGCAAGUUGAUUGGUGAUGAAUUCGAUUUGGAUGAAGUUGAAAAUGUUGUCAAUCGCAUACGUACCGAUCCCGUUGUCUAUGAUGUAAUAAAUACAGUUAAAAAUCUCUUGGAAUGUCUCUCGGUGGAUCGUUUUGUUGCCUUCGAUACGGAAGAUGAGCUGAGACGUCAUGCUUUCGAUUUGAAUCAACGCAGAUUAUUCUAUGCCGCAAUUUAUUUCAACCAAACGGAGACGGAAAAUGUUUCCUAUAAACUGCACAUGGAUACCCAGAACACCCAACCAACAAUUGAGAAUAGGAAUCGUUUUUGGUUCCCGGGACCUGCAGGUUCUAUGCUGCUGGACUUGAAAUACCAUCGAGGUUUUGUGCAGAUUAAACACUCCAUUGAUAUGGCCAUAAUAAAGCAUAAAAAGGAAAAGCUACAGCAGCUGGGAAUUUUGGCCAAACCCACGCCACCUCCGCCAAGUGGACCGCUUUUCAAUGUGGAAAUUGAAACCGGGGAUGAAGAGGAAGACGAGGACGAAGAUGAUGAGGAGGAGGAAGAUGAAUGGUUUACAAAUUCAAACAACACCCAAAAUGCCAAUUCGACAGCUGCUCCCAAUAAGGAAAUGAUAUCUUCGAUUGUUUCAGGCAUUCCAAUGGAUGCAACCACCAUUUCACCCAAGAAAAAACGCCAAGGAUUGGCAGAUUUGUUCUCAAGUUUUGGUUCCCAAAAUCAGGAUCUUAAUAAUUUUGAAAUUGAUAAUUUGAAAUAUUUCACCAAACAAUUUCCCUAUCCGGAAUACACCAGAGAUGAUUUCAAAACUGGUCUCUAUCUGGCCCAAGCUAUUCAGUUGGCCUUCUUCAUUGGUUUAGUGGCGGAAAUUGCAGCCAGUGUUCGUCACUUAAUUUGGAUGAGAGAAUCUAAGAAUUCAAUGAUUAUGCGCGCCAUGGGCCUUAAGUCUUGUUCCGAACUGACCUCUUGGUGUAUUGUGACAUUUUUGGAAAUGCUUUUCAUUUUCAUACUGGUCUCAAUAAUUCUCUACAGUGGCGGAAUGGUGGUCUACACAAGGUGGCUUUUUGUCAUGAUCUAUGUUUGUUUGUUCGGAGCUAGUUUGAUAUCUUUUUGUUACAUGUGUUCGACAUUUUUCAAUAGUGCCACCAUUGGUGCUGUGGCCACCACAGUCCUCUUUUUCAUUAGUUUCUGCCCGUACAUAAUUGUCUUGUUAUUUGAUGCCCAAUUGAAUUCUUUGCAAAAUUUCCUCAUCAAUCUCUCAUUUACCACGGCAUUCUCUCACGGCUGGAGUCAUAUAAUGCGCAUGGAGCUGCAGGAGGUGGGUUUAAGUUUCGAAGCCGUUUUCCGCGAAGGAUUAAGGGGAGAAUAUGGUUUUUCGUUUUUCAUGUUGAUAUUGGAUUUGAUCCUAUAUGCAGUUAUCGGAUAUAUACACCAGAGAUUUAAGGAUGACGACAACCGUUUCGUGGAGGUCCAAAGAGAAGAACUCGAUUCCACUGUGGGCGCAACGCUGACCAAUGUUACCAAAGUCUAUGGUGAGAAUAAACAUGCCGUUAGCGAUAUCUCGAUUUCAUUCUUCAGGGAUAAGGUAACAUGUCUCCUGGGCAGAAAUGGUGCCGGCAAGAGCACAAUUAUAAAAAUGCUAACGGGCCAAGUCGUACAGACUACAGGAAGAGUUAUACUGUCCCAGGCUAUGUCUCGCGGCAAAGAAUAUGACAAAGUUGGUGUUUGUGCCCAGGACAAUAUUCUGAUACCCAAUUUAACUGCCCGUGAACAUUUGGAGCUGUAUGCCAAAAUCAAGUUGAAGCGGAACUAUCAAUCUGAAGUAGAGAAGACGUUGAAAGAUUUGAACUUUGGCAAACACGAAAACUAUCAAGCAAGUCAGUUAUCGGGUGGUUACAAGAGACGCUUGUGUGUGGCCAUUUCGUUUAUUGGAUCACCCAACGUUGUCAUUUUGGAUGAGCCCUGCAAUGGUGUUGACAACAAAGCACGCAAGGAUAUCUGGGAUCUGAUUGAACGCCUGCGAAAAGGAAGAGCUGUGAUUUUUGCAACACAUUUUCUGGAUGAAGCGGAAUAUCUUAGCGAUAUAAUUGUGAUAAUGAAAAAUGGUAAAAUUAUUGCCAAACACAAUCCGGAGACGCUGAAAAAUCACUGCACCUCAUUCUAUGAGGUUAGCAUGAAUAGCUGUGACAGUCAAACUUCCGAUAUGGUGGUCGACAAGGCCAACAAAUUGUUGGCCAACUUUAGGCAAUUGGAUAAGUCAUCAGAGGCGGAUUUGAGUUUGCGGGUUUCCUACGACCAAGUAAAUCACAAUUCUUCGGAAUACUUAUCGUAUCUCGAGCAAUUGCAGGGCGAUGGUCGCAUCAAUGAUUUGUGCAUUGAAUCGGAAAAUUUGGAACAUGUCUUCAAAAAUCUUGAUAAGAAACAUAGCAAUGGAGUGGUGUCGUCAGGACAUUAUAACAACAAUGGCCACCCAUCUGGGGAUUUGAUGAAAAAUAUAAAACUGAAGCGGGAACUGGGUUGGAAUAUGGUGAGCAAUGACCCCUUGUCAAGGUGGGCUGCCAUACGCCAGCUAUUCUGGAAACGUUUGGUUCACUUUAGUCGCAACUAUCGUAUGUUGGUGUGUGUUAUUGUAUUGCCGGCUAUCUUUGAGAUACUUGCCAUGUGGUUUGUCUCCCAACGUUUGGAGGAUGAUUUCGAUAAGACCAUAAAAUUGUCUCGAGAAUUGUAUCCCAGGACUACUCAAUUUAUGAGCAUGGAGAUACCCCUGAAUUUUACAAGGGAUGUUUAUGGUCGUUUAAAGGAAAAUUGUCCAGCAGGGGCGGAGUUGACUUGUAAAGAAUUUGCCAAUAGUCAAAAAUCCUUCUAUUGGGUCCUCAAGACUCUUAAUGAAUAUCAGGAGAAACGUUAUGGCGGCUAUACCUUCAAUGAGUCCAAGUCGAUGGUGUGGUACAACAAUAAAGGUUAUCACUCCAUGCUGGCAUGGUUGAAUGACAUGAACUCGCACAUGUUGCAGGUUGAGACAAAUAACACGAAUUACAAGAUUUCGGCGUAUAAUGAGCCAUGGGAAUUAGGUUUCCAGGAGUUUAGUACGACAUCCAUUUUACGUCAAGCCGGUGACUCAUGUUUGGCAUUUAUUCUUCUCAUUGCCUUUUCCAUGAUUGUGGCAGUGGCCUCCGUAUAUCUAGUCAAUGAACGUGUCAAAGGUGAAAAGUUACAGCAGAGAUUGUGUGGCGUUGAUGCGGUUACCUAUUGGGCGGUGGCCUUUAUAUGGGAUUUCAUGAUCCUAAUAUUGGGUAUUCUGGUUUGCUGUUCUGUCAUCCUGGCCUUUGACAUGCCUGUCUUUACGGACCGCCAACAGCUGUGGGGCAUCAUUGUACUGGGAUUAUUCUUUGGCUUCGCCUGCAUCCCGGGGGUACAUGUCUUCGAGAAAUGCUUCAACGAUGCGAGUGUCUCAAUUGUGGGAAUCUUCAUUAUCAAUGUUAUUAUACCAUUAUUCACCCUAUCCACGGUGGUACUGUUGGGCGUUGUUGGCGAUUCCCCCAUAUGGGAUGAAUGGCGUCAUUUCCUUAAUCAUCGGCUCUUUAUUAUCUUCCCUCAACAUGCGUUGGCUGAUGGCCUGCUGGAAUUGUGUAAAAAUUAUAUGGUAGCUCUAACUUUCCGACGUUUCGACAUUGAUUCCUAUAAGAAUCCGGUGAAUAGUGAUUUGCUGCAAGCCCACUUUACCUCAUUAUUUAUUGUGGGUGUGUUCUUUUUGGUUCUGAAUGUGUUGCUGGAAAGUGGCCUCCUAGGUGAUUGGAAGGAGAUGCUAAUGGAUCAUUUGGAAUUUUUGGGUCUGCAAAAGGCGAAACAGUUCGAUGAACUCAAAGUUAUUUCCAUACAAAAUUCCCUAAAACGUAACGAUAAGAACGCCGUUAGUGCUCUCAAGGUGGACAAUUUAAGUAAGAAGUAUGGUGGACGUGGCCACUAUGCUGUGUCGAAUGUCACCUUUGCCGUUAGCCAUGGCGAAUGUUUUGGUUUGUUGGGUAAAAAUGGUGCUGGCAAGUCGACAAUUUUCAAAAUGCUCUCCGGACAGUUGAGACCAACUUCGGGACGUAUUGUCUAUGAGAAUCCGGAAAUAUCAUAUUGUCCUCAAACAAAUACCCUGGAUGAUUUGUUAACCGUACGAGAAUGCAUUGAAUUUUAUGGUCAUCUGAGGAGCAUUACUGAUUUGCCGAAGCUCGUUAAUAGCAUACUUGAAUCAUUCCAAUUGGAGGCAUAUCGCGAUGUUCUUGUGAAAAAUCUCAGUGGUGGUAAUCGUCGUAAAUUAACUGUGGCCACAUCGUGUUGUGGUCGCACCUCGGUGGUGCUUAUGGAUGAGCCCACAAGUGAUAUGGAUCCUGUAACGCGAGCCUUUGUCUAUCGCACCAUUGAUGAUUUAUUGGCCGAAAAGAGGGCAAUUGUUUUAACCUCACAUUCCAUAUCUGAAAUUGAUCAAAUUUGUCAUCGCAUUGCUGUCUUGAAAGAUGGACAAAUGUUGACGUGCAGCAGUCCGGAAAGUUUGAAGGCACAAUAUGGUGGUUAUUACAAUGUUACCGUCUAUUGUGAUCAGGAUAAGAAAAAGGCAUUGGAAAAGGAAAUACGCCGCAAAUUACCUCUGGGUAAGGAUAUGCAGGUCUAUGCUCAUUCCAUUAAGUUUAGUAUAAAAAUUGAGAAUCCCAGCCGGGAGGGUGAUAAGGAGAAUGGCAUCGAUUUACCCGAUAAUUUGAAAAUUACUGAUACUGACACAACUACCUCAAAACUGGCCACCAUGAAUGGUGGUCACACCCUGUCACAGCUGUUCUAUGAUUUGAGUAAUUUAUCCCAACAGAUAUCGGGAUGUGUGCGAUAUGCCGUCAAUAAAUGUAAAUUGGAUGCGGUAUUUGAGAGGAUCCUUGAUAAAAGUGAACCGAGUGACUUAAGGCGUGGCUCGGUUUACAAUGGAAUCGACAACAACACUGCUGCCGCCAUGGGUGGUAGUCCAUCAACGGGUUAUGUCCACAACGGUUAUGUUGAAACGGAAACAUGAAAAUGAAUGAAUGAAGGAAUGCAUGACUUUGUAUCCAAGAAGUUGAAACAAACAUCAGGCUGUGCCUUUUAUUUUUUUAGUAUAAAAAAUAUUUUAACUCUCGAAUAUCCUCUUAGGGUUUAUAAUGUUUUUUCCUUUUAAGAGAGCAAUGCUCCAAGAAACUUUACUAUUGCUUUAUCUGUAUAUGUGUGUGAAUGUAUGCUGUAUUUAUUAUUUUAAAAUUACAUGUUAAAAUUAUAAAACAUUAUGCUAAAGGUGUUUAUCAGGGAUUUUUCGAAAAUCCAAAUCUUCUCAAAGGGAUUUAAUUUUAUUUUUUUUUUAUCAAAUAGCUCAAUGUUUUAUAUUAUUUUGUAUAGAUGAAUAAAAGUCCUUUUGUCUAUAAGUAGAAUACGUUGUGGUCUUCAAUGUUGAACUUUUAACGGAUAGUCUUUUUUCUGCAAUUUUUAAAUCAAAAUGUCUUGAAUAAAAUUGCUUCUUUAGGUCUUCUGUCUUGGACUUUCCUGUGAUUCAUUAUUUUUUCGGAAACUUGAAAUAAAAACCGUCUUCAGGUGACUUGAGAUUCAUGGUAUAAAAAAAUUGAGUAUAUUUAAAUUUUAUAGGUGUUCUGUUUAAUUUCAAAAUUUUUUUUUUAAUUUUUGCUCUGUUCAAAAAAAAAAAAAGUUAUAUUUUCAGGUGAAUUUGUGAUUGAAUUUAUCUUGUCUCUACUCUAGAAAUAAAAAAAAUUCUCUUCCCAAGAUUCUUUUUAAUUGGUUAGGACGUUUCAUGUUAAAAUUGCUAGUGUACGGAGGACUAAAAGAGCUAAGCUUUCUAACAUAAAAGUCCACUUUGUGAUUAAAUACAUUUUUAGUGUGUGUUGUUUUUAAGAACAGUUUAAAGUUAAGUUAUUAAAUAUAAAUUUCCGGGACUUAAGCUUUUCUUCCCCCCUCAUCCUGUAAAUGUGUACUUAUGUCAUUUUGUAAAUUUGACUUAAUAUUUUUUAAGAUAAUUCCAUUAAAUGUGUGAAUAUAUAUAUAUAGAUAAUAUUAUUUUUAAAUACACGAAAAAUAAAUCGAAAGACAUUGAG